This is a messenger RNA of Microplitis mediator, 1445 nucleotides long. RefSeq names its product endoplasmic reticulum-Golgi intermediate compartment protein 3. Gene Ontology annotation, biological process: retrograde vesicle-mediated transport, Golgi to endoplasmic reticulum; endoplasmic reticulum to Golgi vesicle-mediated transport. Gene Ontology annotation, cellular component: Golgi membrane; endoplasmic reticulum membrane; endoplasmic reticulum. Lineage: Eukaryota; Metazoa; Arthropoda; Insecta; Hymenoptera; Braconidae. The record is from RefSeq and is a predicted model, not a curated record. The transcript is spliced from 7 exons. The coding region runs from base 147 to 1313 and encodes 388 amino acids.
AUCAGCAAUAAAUAAACAAUAAUAACAAUAACAAUCAUACCUAAUCAGCCAACAUUCAUUGUUUUUAUGUUUUUAUUCCAUUACGUGGCAGAAUAAAAAUUAAUUUUAUUUGUAAUAGUUAAUUACUUUUAUUAAAUUAAUAAAUCAUGCAUUUUGCUGAUAUUUUAAGAAGAUUUGAUGCUUAUCCAAAAACACUUGAAGAUUUUAGGGUUAAAACAUUUAGCGGUGCUAUAGUGACAAUAAUUAGUACAAUGAUAAUGAUAAUGUUAUUUAUAUCAGAAUUAAGAGAUUUUAUGACACCAAAUUUGGAUGAGGAAUUAUUUGUUGAUACUUCAAGAGGUUCUAAAUUAAAAAUAAAUCUAGAUAUUAUUAUACCAAAAAUUUCAUGUGAUUUAUUAUCAUUAGAUGCAAUGGAUACAACAGGAGAACAGCAUUUACAAAUAGAUCAUAAUAUUUAUAAAAGAAGAUUAAAUUUAGAAGGAAUGCCAAUUGAAGAUCCUAAAAAAACGGAUUUAAUGGACACUAAAAUCGAACGUCAACUUGAAAAUAAUACGAUUGAAACAACGACAAUGCCAUCAUGUGGCUCAUGUUAUGGUGCCGAAGACGAGGCUCUGAAUAUUACAUGUUGCAAUACGUGUGCGGAUGUUAAACACGCGUAUUUAUUACGGCAAUGGGCAUUUCCGGACCCAUCAACGAUAGAUCAGUGUAAGAAUGCCAGAUCGAUAGAUCAUAUUAAGAAUGCAUUCGAGGAAGGAUGUCAGAUCUAUGGAUCUAUGGAAGUAAAUCGUGUUGGUGGAAGUUUUCAUAUAUCACCUGGAAAUAGUUUUUCAAUAAAUCAUGUUCAUGUUCAUGAUGUCCAGCCAUACUCAUCAAGUCAAUUUAAUUUAACGCACAAAAUUCGUCAUUUAAGUUUUGGUAUUAAUAUUCCUGGUAAAUCAAAUCCUAUCGAUAAUACAACUGUAAUUGCUGAACAAGGAGCAAUGAUGUUUCAACAUUAUAUUAAAAUAGUACCAACGACAUUUUACCGCGGAGAUGGUGCUCAAUUACAGACGAAUCAAUUUUCCGUAACACGUCUGUCACGUAAAAUAUCUGGAUUUAAUGGCGAGACUGGGAUGCCUGGAGUGUUUUUCAGCUACGAGUUGAGUCCGCUGAUGGUUAAAUAUACAGAGAAAAAAAAAUCAUUUGGACACUUUGCUACAAAUAUUUGUGCAAUUAUCGGAGGUGUUUUUACAGUAGCUGGCUUUAUUGAUACAUUUUUGUAUCACUCUGUUAGAGUGAUACAAAAAAAACAGGAACUAGGUAAAUUGGGAUAAAAAUAAAUUAUUUAAAUAUGUAAAUUUAUUUUAUUAAUUUAUAAAUGAUACUUUUAUUAUCAUUAAUUUUUUUUUUUAAACAAUUGUUUUAAAGUCUGAUAAUGUAAUUAAAUAAAAUUUUAAUAAAAGUGA